Molecule: messenger RNA, 1226 nt
Organism: Fusarium redolens
Lineage: Eukaryota; Fungi; Ascomycota; Sordariomycetes; Hypocreales; Nectriaceae
Exons: 5
Coding region: 96-842 (248 amino acids)
Biological process (GO): transmembrane transport
Cellular component (GO): membrane
Molecular function (GO): transmembrane transporter activity
Source: RefSeq, a predicted model, not a curated record
GUCCGAUUGCAUCCAUCGCUGCUGACAUUUCACCAUGGCUGCCCUUCCUCAUCAGCUAUGUCUUGCUAUUUUUGACCUUUCCGCUCCUUGUGAUCAUGCCAAAGGAUCAUAAAGCCCCAGCCCCAACCCCGCCGACUGGUGACCCGGCUGAAGACUUGCCAGCGUCGCAGGAGCACGGCCGCAGUAUCCUUCAGACGGUUCUCCAUGCUUCGCUUGAUCAAUUCUGUCUUUUCUGCUUCAUGCUUUUUGAUCAUAAUAUGUGCCUGGCGGCAGUAGUAUUUCUUAUCAGCACUUUUCGAGGAAUCUCACUCCGCGCUCUCGCACAGUAUGCACCUUCUCGGCUUGAUUGGAAACUUUCCAGGACAAAUACUCUCAUUAGUGAAGUCGCUCUUGUCAACCUGGUCUUAUUCUUUUUCAUCAUGCCUGCUCUGUUGCGCAUCGUCAGCAAAUACUUGAAGCCCACACCCCAGGUCCUGAAUCUUGUAAUUGUGAGGGUUAGCUUGUCACUGCUCUUCGUAGGGUCAAUCUUACUUGCCUUUGCCACAAACUCAGCCUUUCUGAUUGCGGCAACGAUGGUCUACGGUCUCGGAUUCGGUGCCCGCUCGACACUGUUGUCACUCGUCACCUCAUGGAUUGACCCCAAACGCGCCGGCACCCUUUUCAGUGCCGUGUUUCUCGUCGAGCAAAUUGGUAUGCUCGGGGGAGAACCACUGGUGCAGAAUGUGCUUGGGAUUUCCUUCGGGUUGCAAGAUCCUUGGAAAGGCUUGCCGUUCAGCUGCACUGCUGCCUUCUAUCUAAUCAGCCUCGUUUGCGUGUUUUUGAUAAAAAUACACCAGGAGUAACAGCCUGAAACUUUGUGGGUGUCGACAUGUCAAGGAAGAUCUGAUUAAGAUUUACGACAAGCCUUACCAAUAAGUAGACUCUUAUUCUCUGAGUCACUCGAGAGAGCAUCGCCAAUAACCGCAAGGGUGCCUAUCAGAUCCUACCUUCGAGUCUAAGCUAACGGACCUUUAAAUGGCAUUUCGUGCUAUCAACUAUUUUAUGGAGGAAAUAUUAGUCUUUGCCUACAAUAGAUAUAAUACGUCAUCAUUCUAGAGGAUUAUAGACUUUAUGCGCUUACUUGUAGGUUUCUUAGGCUAAUAAGUCUUGACUAUGAUGCAGGGAUCAUCGGCGUCUCUUAGGUUCAGUCACAUUUCUUGUCACUUUAGAUGAAUACUACAGUUGCC